GCCCUCCAUGCAGCAGGCAGGGUGCAGGAAGCAGUGGAAGCCAACGAACGUGCUGCCACCCUCGGCGGGGCACUACACACAGCAGGCAGGGUGCAGGAAGCAGUGGACGCCAACGAACGCGCUGCCGCCCUCCUCUCAUCCCAGAACCUCACCAGCCCUGCCACGUCAGCGCCCAGCUCCUACCCUGCCACGUCAGCAGAUGACACGUCAGCAGAGGACACGUCAGUAGCAGCAGCCAGCUCAGCGGAGUGGGUGAUGACGACGUCAGCGGUGUGGGCGGUGGUGGGGCUGUCGUACCAUUGGCUGCCGGAUGCUGACAAGGCUGAGAGGGCGUUCCGAUUGGCUGUUGAGGCGGACCCCCGGUGGGACAGGCGGGCAGACACCUGUAGGGCAAUAGGAAGAGGGAACCCCAAGGCAUACCAGGGCUUACCAGCACUGGGCAUGGCUGGACAGGCACUGAACCCCGAGGCCUCCCCUCUCCGCUGCUUCCCCCCUUUGCUGCAGCGCAGGAAUCCCAAGGCCUACCAGGGUUGGGCAAUGCACCGACGGAUGGCAGGGGACCUGAAGGGCACCAUUUCUCUCCUUGCCAAGUGGUUCUCCCUCUCCCCCAGCAACCCCAAGGACCACUCGUCCUCCUCUCCUUCCCCUUCCUCGCCUCACCGUGCCCACGUGUUGCUCUCCCUAACCGCUUAUCCCCUCCCUCACACCAGAGGCACCGUUUCUCUCCUUGCCAAGUGGUUCUCCCUCUCCCCCAGCAACCCCAAGGGCCAUCUCCCCUUUUUCUCCCUCUCCCACAGCAACCCCAAGGGCCAUCUCCCCUUUCUCCCUCUCCCACAGCAACCCCAAGGGCCAUCUCCCCCUUUUCUUCCUCUCCUUCCACUUCCCUCCCCUCAUCGUCCCACGUGCUUGCUCUCCCCACGUGCCUCCAUUUCACCCUCCACCACACCAGGGGCACCAUCCCUCUCCUCGCCAAGCGGUUCUUCCUCACUCCCCGCACCCCCUAGGACCAUCUUUUCUUCCUCUCCUUCCCCCUUCAUCCCCUCAUCGUGCCCACGUGUUGCUCUCCCUACACGCUUAUCCCCCUCCACCACACCAGGGGCGCCAUUCCCCUCCUCACAAAGUGGUUCUCCCUCGUGCCUCGCACCCCCAGGGAUCAUCUCGCCUUGGGCUGCUGUCGCCAGGCUCUGGGGCACAUGGCACAUGCGGAACAUCUCACCCUGGGCUGUUGUCGCCAGGCUCUGGGGCACAUGGAUGGCACAUGCGGUAUCCGCAUUCACUCGCAUCAUUGACGCCCCAUCCGACCCUGAAGAUGCUCCCAUCCUCUUCCACGCCUUCUACCAGGUAUCUGCCCUCACUCGCAUCAUUGACGCCCCAUCUGACCCUCUAGAUGCGCCCAUCCUCUUCCUCGCCUUCUACCAGCGUGAGAUCGCCACGUUCACGGCAAUGCAACUCGACAGCUCUUUUAGUGACUUCUCCAUCGAAGGCUCAUUCAGCACCAAGUUCCUGAACCACUGGGCGUACAAGAAGGAUCCGAGGAACCCCUUUCCCGGUUACACCAUGCUGCCCCAGGCUGCCUCUCUUUCUCCCCUCCCUCUUCCCUUAACCUUUCUGUUCCGUUUUGUCCCAUACCCUGCCCACACCCUUCAGAACCACUGGGCAUACAAGAAGGAUCCGAGGAAUCUCUUUCCCGGUUACACCAUGCUGCCCCAGGCUGCUGCCUUUGCUCCCCGCGGCCCGCCUCGACGGGCGGCAGAGGAGGAAUUGAAGGAGAGGGAGAGGUUGGUUCAGGCGGCGGAUCUUAUUGGUCGGCGAGUGCAGUACAGCAGUGUUGGCAACGUUAUGAAUAGGAGAGCGCAACGGGCAGCAGGUAUGGAUGCGCUGGAAGUGAUGCAAUCAGCACGUGCCACGUGGCGGCGGUGGGCCAGGGGAAAACAACAGCGUGGGCUGAUGGAGGGGAGGAGAGUUGCAGCUGCAGGGCAUGGGAAUGAUAAAGAGGAGGAUGAAGAGGAUGAGGAGGAUGAGGAGGAUGAGGAGGAUGAGGAGGAUGAUGACGAUGAUGAGGAGGAGGAGGACGAGGAGGGGAUGGGGAUGGUUGUGGAUGGGUGGAGAGGGGUGUUUGCCAUUGGGGCGAGAUGGAGGCAGCUGGUGGAUCCGUGUGUGCCGGUCGUGUGGAUGGAGAAACUCAGGCAUUGGGGCGAGAUGGAGGCAGUUGGUGGAUCCGUGCGAGCCGGUCUUGUGCAUGGACAGGCUCAGGUGCGGCUGGGGUGCAGUGCGGUUGGGUGUGAGUUGACGGUGAGAGGCAUUGGGGCGAGAUGGAGGCAGUUGGUGGAUCCGUGCGAGCCGGUCUUGUGCAUGGACAGGCUCAGGACCCUAUCAGUCCUCAAGGGCUUUAUGCAGCAGCAGCAGUAUGUGCUCUCCAACACGCACAACCAACGAAUUCCCCUCUCACAGGCAGAUGUCACCAGGGUAGAUGCAGCAGCAACGGAGUACGACCUGUUUAACAUUGUAGAGGCAGCAGCAACGGAGUACGAUCUGUUUGACAUUGUCGGUCAAAGCUUCUUUGUCGCGACUCCCUGCCACUCUGCUUCUGUGUGUCCCCUGAAUGGUCCAAGGCAGAUAGAGGCAGCAGCAACGGAGUACGAUCUGUUUGACGUUGUCCAGGCAACAGCAACAGAGUAUGAUCUGUUUGACAUUGUCCAGGCAGCAGCAACGGAGUACGAUGUCGAGGCAGCAGCAACGGAGUAUGAUCUGUUUGACAUUGUCGGUCAAAGCUUCUAUGUCGUGACUCCCUGCCACUCUGCUGCCGUUCCUGGGUAUUCUCUCCAUCCCCUCAUCCUCCCAUUCUCUCCAUCCCCUCAUCCUCCCAUUCUCUCCAUCCCCUCAUCCUCCCAUUCUCCCCAUCCCCUCACCCUCCUCUCUCUCUCCAUCUCCUCAUCCUCCUCCACACAGCACGGUGCUCAAUGCGUGGUGCUCAACGGUACAGAGAUCCCCAUCCGGGAAGUCUCCUCCCAUUUCUCUCUCGAUCUCUCCAUCCGCACCACGCGCCAUGUUGACCAGUUUGACUGCCUUGAAUGCAACAGUCUCUCUCUUCUCCCCACCUCCACCUCCCUUCCCUCUUCUUCCCAUUCCAGCUCGUCCCAUUUCUCUUUCGAGCUCUUGAUCCCUCCUCCCAUUUCUCCCGCACUACGCGCCGUGUUGACCGCGUUGACCAGCUUGACGGACUUUCCUCCCCUCCCUUCCUUUCGCUCCCUUCUCAGCUCCUCCCAUUACUCUUUAAAUCUCUCCAUCCGCACCACGCGCCGUGUUGACCGCGUUGACCAGCUUGACCGCGAGCUGGGGGCAGCAUGGGAGCACCUGUGCGGACUCAUGGCUGAUCGGAUAAGGACAGGCGGAGGGACGGGUGGGCAUGGAGGAAGGACAGUGGAAGCUGCCAUUCUGCGAGUUGCGUACUUUUGGUGA
Molecule: messenger RNA, 3459 nt
Organism: Closterium sp. Naga37s-1
Lineage: Eukaryota; Viridiplantae; Streptophyta; Zygnematophyceae; Desmidiales; Closteriaceae
Source: the annotation of a GenBank genome assembly